UCCUGUCGGUGGUCAUGGCUUCAGCUGGGGGCACUGCGAGCGGUCUGCAUGGCAAUGACGGGCGGCGGGGUGCUGGAAGCGAUGAUGCGCGUCAACAUGUGGUUGUGAUCGGUGCCGGGUAUGCUGGGCUCUCGGCGGCGCUGGAACUGGCUCAACGAGGCUACAACGUGACGGUGUUCGAGAAGCUAGCCCAGGUCGGCGGGAGAGCCCAGGUCGUCACCUCGCCCGAUGGCCGGUUUGUCUUUGAUGCCGGGCCAUCAUGGUGGUGGAUGCCUGAGCUGUAUGAUGCCGUACUGGAUCGAUAUGGCCUGGUUUCUCAGCUGGCGAUGACUCGCCUCGAUCCGGCGUACACUGUUGUGCUGCCGAACGAGGCCACCGUCCAGGUCCCGGGCUCGCUCCCGCAGCUGCUAGACCUGGCGGAUGAACUUGAUCCGGGCCACACUCUACGCGCACUCUUUGAUGAGGCUAGUAUCAAGUACAAGGCUGCCGUGGACGAGUGGCUGUGGAAGCCGAUGAUCUCCUGGACCGAACUGAUCGAUCCGGGACUGGCGGCGGCGGCGCUUACGUCGGACAUGCUUGGCUCUUUUGAGUCGCAUGUGGCAGCACACACGGCCUCGCCACUUCUUCGCAUGCUGCUCAAGUGGCCGGCGAUUUUCAUUGGCGCGUCUCCACGCGACGCCCCGGCGCUGUACUCGCUCAUGACCUACGCGGGGCAUGCCCGCGGAACAUGGUACCCUGCGGGUGGACUCUCUGCGCCGGCGCGCGAGCUGGCGAACGCUGCUACGGCCGCCGGUGUGGUGAUUCGCACUAACGAGCCUGUGAUCAAGCUUAGUGCCACCGAAUCGCACAUUUCGUCGGUGUGUACUCCACAGCAGUGCGUCAGCGUCGACGGCGUUCUUGCGGCCGCCGACUACCACUAUGUUGAGCAAGAGCUUCUCCCGCAGCAUCUCCGGCGAUACACAUCGCGGUACUGGGCACGGCGGCAGCUCUCGCCAUCGUGCAUGCUCUUCUUCCUGGGUCUCGAGGAGGCUCUGCCGGGGCUCGGCCACCACACGUUCUUCUUUGACACUGGCCUCGACGAGCACCUGAGCCAAGUGUUUGACUUUGGCCAGCAUGCGGCGGCGCCAACGUUCUACGUGACAGCGGCGGCGCGGACGGCUCCGGAGGGCGCGACUGCGCCUCCCGGCGGCGACGCGCUCUUUGUUCUUGUGCCGAUGGCAUACGCUCUCAACGGGACCGACACGCCGGCGUUACGAGCGGCAGUCCUCGAGCAGGUGCUGGAUCGCAUGGAUGCCCGGACGCCUCUGGCAUCGGGCGCUUCUAUCCGGAGUGUGCUUGCCUACAAUGCGUCGUACGGGACUAGCGAGUUUGAGCUCGAUUUUCAUGCGCUCCGCGGCAACGCCUUUGGCCUCGCCAACAUCCUCUCGCAGUCGCUGGUCUUCAAGCCGUCGAUGACAAGUGGCGCACGCAACAUGGUGUUUGCCGGGCACAUGACCAAUCCUGGGCCGGGCGUGCCGCCGUCGAUGAUUUCCGGCAUCGUCGCGGCAGGCGUGCUCGACGAACAGCUUUCCUCACACUCACAUAGCACCGAGCUUGUGAAUUUCAUGCUGGUUGGCGCCAAGUGGGUGGCGUGCGGAGCAGUAGUGCUGCAUGCGGCCGUGCUUGCAGCGGUCUUGCUCUCCACACGUGUUGCGUCGUACGCGCACUGCAUCUCGCUGUUUUACCGACACGGGCGGACGUACUUUUUGGCGUCGACGCUUUUUGAUCCGGUGCGGUUUGUGGAUACGGCUGCCAUGUACGCCCUGUUCCGGGUUGCCGACGACUGUGUCGAUGUUGUGGGUGCGAGCGCCGAGGCCAAGCGGGCUGCGCUGGGCAAGUUUAUGGCCGCGUUCUGGGCCGGGCUUGAGGCGGGCGCAGGCGAGUAUCACGAGCAUCCCGUGCUUCCAGCGGUGAUUGAGACGGUUCGCCGACGCGGAUACUCGGCGAAUUUGUUUGCCACCUUUUUCGCGUCAAUGAGCAUGGACGUGGAGACCAAGGUGUGCGAGACGUGGGACGAGACGUGGGAGUACAUGCGCGGCUCGGCGGCUGUCAUCGGCGACUUUAUGCUCCCACUACUCAUCCCGGGUGACGACGAGAAGGCAAAGAGAGCGCGAGCCAAGGCACUGGCCCAUGCCCGCGAUCUUGGGUAUGGCUUUCAGCUGACAAACAUGAUCCGCGACAUCGGCGAGGACCUGGAGCUCGGGCGCGAAUAUGUGCCGCGGGAAGAGUGCCGGGCACAUGGGGUGACGCUUGCGGCACGCGCACCCGACGCGCCCGGGUGGCGCGGAACGAUCGAGACGGUGAUGGCCAAGGCCGAGGCUUGCUACGCGUCAGCAGACGUCGGAAUUGCCAUGCUGCCAGGCGAUGUGAGGCCGGUGGUGGCACUCGCGCGAGCAAUGUACUCGGAGUUACACCCUGCGAUUCGAAGCGCCGAGUACAACGUGUUUAGCGGGCGUGUGGUUGUGUCUGGACGUCGCAAGCUGGAGCUUGCAGCUCGAAUGGUACCGCUCCUACCACUGCUGCGGAUAACGCUGGCCAAGACUUACGCCGCGGUGCUUUGUUGUGCUGUGGCUCUUGCCGAGCCUCUGGCUGGCGUUGCCUUUUUGGCGGCCGCGUUGAGCGAGUCGGAGAGGUGGAUGCUGCCGAGCAUGGUCUCCUACGCCGGGCUCCACGCCGUGGUCACGAUUCCGCUUGUGUGUGGGGUGUGGGCUGUGGCGGUGCGCCGGGCGCCGACAAGACUCUUGGCCGCAGGCGGGAUGUGGAGUGCAGCUCUGGCGCUGGUGGCGUUUGUGUACACGACGCCGUGGGACAAUUACCUCGUGUAUCGGCAGGUGUGGGGCUACGGUGGCGCUGCAGCUGUUGUCGGGGUGGUCGGCUGGGUGCCGGUCGAAGAGUACGCAUUCUUUGUGCUGGAAACGCUGCUGGUGGGCGGCGUUUGGGUGGUGAUGGCGAGCCAGAGCGAUGACCGUGGCGAACAGCGGUGGAGUGGAGAGGCGGUUACGCGCCGGCGGCGGCUGGGGCUGGGAGUACUGGCCGGCGCGUGGCUGGCUGGUGCGCGUGCGGCGAGCGGCCGCGGGACCGAGUACCUGGGACUCAUCGCAGUGUGGGCGUUGCCGGUGCUAGCGCUGCAGUGGGCGGCUGGCGCAGGAGUGCUGCUGCAUGAGUGGCGGGUGUGGCUGCCGACAGUGGCGACGUCAGCGAGUGCACUGUGUGUGAUCGACAUGUGGUCGAUCUCGCAUGGGCUGUGGCGCAUUGCGCCCGAGGCGUCGAUCGGCGAGCUGGCACAGGAUCUGCCUGUCGAAGAGGCGCUGUUUUUCGUGGUGACAUCGACUAUGUGUGCUUGGGGGCUCACACUAGCAGUGGACGCAUGCCGACGGGCCGAGGCGCGUGGCGUAGCGCUUACCGCAGUGGUGCUCGAGAUGCUCAUGCCGCCGACGAAUGUGAGCAGUGAGACCAUGCUGGCAGCGUUUUCACACGGCAUUGCAGCGACUGUGGUGCUUGCGUUGUGGGUUUGCGGGGCGGAGAUCUCGCUCGAGUCGCAAGCGGCUGCGCUGGUGGUGACGACUUGCGCCAUCGGGCUCCCGCAUGGCGCACUGGACCCGCUCCUGGUGCUGUCUGGGGCGAGCUUUACUCGGCGUGCCGGUGGCAUGGCUGCCAGCUGGGCCGUAUAUGUGGUGCUGAUGGGUGCAAUGUAUGCUGUGUGGGAGGCAGCGCCUGUGGCAGCGCUCAGCCUAUUUCUCGCGCUCUCGAUCGCGCAUUUCGGUGAAGGUGACGCCCCUGUAGGCAGCAUGUGCGAUGCAACGUGGCUCAUUCAUGCGAUUGAGGUGUUUGCGCGCGGCGGAGCGUUUCUGGUGGCAACCACGACGCAUCGGGCGCAGGUGGCGGCUGUGUUUGCCGACCUGGUGGAUGGACAAGAACUUGGGAUGCUGAUGACGCUGCUCUCACUGUUGCGAUGGGCGCAUUUCGUGGCGGUGGUGGGCAGCGCGGCGCGGCAUGUUCAGCGGCUGGAGACGAGGGCGGCUGCGGUGGGCCUCGCGGACCUUGUUAUGCUCAACGUGCUGUUUGGGACGACGCCUCCACUUGUCGGGUUCAUGGUGUACUUUAACGGCUUCCAUGCGCUCCGGCACGUGGUGCGUGUCCAGACGCAACUCGCGCCGGCGAUAUUGUCGCGGUCAAGUCUCGGCGCGUGUGUGGUCGCCGCGAUCGUUGCGGGGGCGUUUGUGGCGUGGCAGGCCGGCGGAACGUCGCUCGUGCAUGGCGUGUCAGGUGCAACCCGUGGAGUCUUUGUUCUCCUCUCUGUCAUGGCUACCCCGCACAUGGCGCUUGUCGCCUGCGCUGCUCUUCAGAGCUGAUAGCAGCCCGUUCCUCUGAAGUCGAUGUCGAGCCUGACAAUGAAAAGAUGAUCAACCUCCCGA
Thecamonas trahens ATCC 50062 is the source of this 4454-nucleotide messenger RNA. RefSeq names its product phytoene desaturase. Gene Ontology annotation, biological process: carotenoid biosynthetic process. NCBI's taxonomy places the organism in Eukaryota, Apusomonadida, Apusomonadidae. The coding region runs from base 15 to 4391 and encodes 1458 amino acids. The record is from RefSeq and is a predicted model, not a curated record. Gene Ontology annotation, molecular function: oxidoreductase activity, acting on single donors with incorporation of molecular oxygen, incorporation of two atoms of oxygen; intramolecular lyase activity; geranylgeranyl diphosphate synthase activity. The transcript has a single exon.